CCAAAGAGCACAAUAGAAUUACUACAUAUAUAUCCAUAUUUAAAAUAAUCUCACUUUCAGAAUAAAUAACAGUUCGAUAAAUUUAAUAAUACAUAAACAAAAAAUCAUUUGCCUAUUAUUUUAGUGAGUACAAUUAAAUACCUUAGCAAUAAUUUAAUAUGCUAUCAAAUUAUUGCAAACAAUGUGGCAAUCGUCACGAAGACCAGGAAUGCGCAGUAAACUCAGCUGUGAUUGAAUGGAAAUACGAAGGCAAUCUCGUUACCCUAUAUGGGUCAUGGAGUCACUUCCAAGUAGGAUACCCAAUGGUGAAAUCUAAGCAGCCUCCUUAUUUCUUACAAGCCGAAAUCAAUCCCCCUUUACCUCCAGGUUACCAUUAAUAUAAGUUCAAUGUUGAUGGCCUUUGGAAACAUGAUCCCAAUGCAGAUGUAAUUUACAAUAAUUUCGGGACUUAUAAUAAUUGGUUGGAAGUCGUCCCAAGAAAAUUGAUUCAAGUGGAUAGUUCUGAUGAUCAAGAGCCAAACACAGAUGAAGAUGUUCAAUUUAGAUAAAACUAUAAACAAGACUUGAUGAAAGUAAAAGUACGCACUUAUUUGGACUGGAAUGAGAUGUUUGUGAUGGGCUCUUGGGAUGAAUGGAAGCAACCCAUUAAAUUGAAUAGGAAAUUCUUAGGCUUUGCAAAGAAGUACAUCAAUUACGCAUAUUUGCAUCUGGCUCCUGGUUCAUAUCAAUACAAAUUUCUCAUUGCAGGAUAAUAUGUCUAUGAUGAGACUUUGCCCACUGUGGAUAACAAUUAUCAAUCUAAAAAUAACAUUCUUCACGUGAAUCGAAAACAGCUACAUUACCAUCCCCAAAAUUACGAUAACGUGUAUUUCACCCAAUAUCAAAUCCAAAAGAAGUAUGAACGAAUUCAUGGCUUAACAAUGACUGGCAUCGGAAAUGAAUUCUACAUUUUCGGUGGUCGAGGCACAGGCCAUAACUUUAAAAAUGACCUACACAUCCUCAAUCCCAGAACCAAAGAACUCAGAGUCGUCGAGGAUACCAAAGGACCCAUUCCUGAUCCAAGAGCAUUCCAUAAUGCAAUUAAAUAUGGGAAUAAAAUAAUCUACUAUGGCGGACUGAAUUCAGACAAGGUCUUUGAUGAUUAUUAUGUCUACAACACUACUUCAAAAACUUGGAUCUAAAGCAAACCCAAGGGGCAGCUUCCGUCUCCCAGGGAAAAAGCCUCUUUGACUCUGCUUUCCAACUACCAAUCCUUAAUUUACUUUGGCGGAUACUACUGCAGCCAUGAUCUUGAAGUGCAGAAGACUUACAAUGACAUCUAUUGUCUAGACCUAACCACCAUGAUGUGGACUCAUUAUGAUCUAGAUGAACAUGCACUCAAACCUCCUCCAAGAUCUGCCCAUUCAGCCACUUAAAUCAAAGACAAAUUGUACAUUUUCGGAGGUCAGUCGCUUCCUGAAGGACAUUACACUCCUAAUUUCAAUGAUUUGUGGGUUCUGGAUUUCUCCAAAGAAGCCAGUUGGGCUAAUUUAACUCCUGUUAUGAAGGGAGAACCGCCUUCUCCAAGACAUGGCCAUCUGGGAAGUGCUUUAGGUGGACACUUGUUCAUCUAUGGAGGAAGAGGCGAACAUUCAAGUGAUAUUCUCGGAGAUCUCUAUCAUUUCAAUCCUGAGACCUUGGGUUGGACUAAACCUAAAAUACAUGGUACCAUCCCCAUUCCAAGAUGUUAUUGUGCUGCUGAUACCAUGGGAAGUGGAAAUGAAUUGUGGAUUAUUGGAGGACACAAGGGAAACAUGAUCUUCAAUUAAUAGUAAUAAUUCUAUUCAUUCAUCUCUCUAGAAAUCAGACUCAUAGAUGACGAUGAUAUAUUUGGAUCUCCUAAAGUUGAAAGUAGAAAACCUGAAUUUGUAAUGGAUAUCAUUAAAGCAAUAACUAAAUGA
Messenger RNA from Paramecium tetraurelia, 1940 nucleotides. RefSeq lists its product as uncharacterized. The record is from RefSeq and is a predicted model, not a curated record. Lineage: Eukaryota; Ciliophora; Oligohymenophorea; Peniculida; Parameciidae. The transcript is spliced from 8 exons. Gene Ontology annotation, molecular function: protein binding.